Lactuca virosa is the source of this 454-nucleotide messenger RNA. The record is from the annotation of a GenBank genome assembly. Lineage: Eukaryota; Viridiplantae; Streptophyta; Magnoliopsida; Asterales; Asteraceae.
UCACAUACUAUCCAUUUCCAUUUCCAUUUCCAUUUCGAUUCUACCUCAAAUGGAGGCCACCGAUAAAUCUCCACAGCCGUCACUCUCCUUACCAUUGCGAACACGCAUUGUUCUUUCCGCCAUCUCCACUUUCACCGACGCAGCUUGCCGGAAAAACGGCACCGUAAACCGUCGUAUCAUUACCUUAGUUGACUUCAAGAGCCAGGCGACAUCAAAAUCAACCAACGGCGUAUCAACACACGAUGUCGUUCUAGAUCAGACUCGUAACCUAUGGUUCCGAGUCUACGUACCUACUGAACACGCCGGUGAAGAUCUCCCGGUGAUGGUGUUCAUGCACGGCGGCGGAUUUGGUCUUCCUCUCCCCCGAUGCUCUUCCUUACGAUGCCGUGUGCCGUCGUUUCGCAAGAAAAGUCCGGGCCGUCGUUGUUUCUGUGAACUAUCGCCUUGCGCCUGA